Trematomus bernacchii (emerald rockcod) is the source of this 879-nucleotide messenger RNA. RefSeq names its product forkhead box protein D2-like. Gene Ontology annotation, biological process: anatomical structure morphogenesis; regulation of transcription by RNA polymerase II; cell differentiation. The transcript has a single exon. The record is from RefSeq and is a predicted model, not a curated record. Gene Ontology annotation, molecular function: DNA-binding transcription factor activity, RNA polymerase II-specific; RNA polymerase II cis-regulatory region sequence-specific DNA binding. Lineage: Eukaryota; Metazoa; Chordata; Actinopteri; Perciformes; Nototheniidae. The coding region runs from base 1 to 879 and encodes 292 amino acids.
AUGACCUCAGACAGCAGACUCAUGGAUGAGCCGGACAUUGACGUGGUGGGACAGACGGACGGAAGUAAUGCAGAUUUGUCUGUGAUCAAUACUCAUGUUGUUGAGCAAAGCGCUUCAUCCCUCACCCAUGGAGCUCGUGAGGAGGAAGACUCUGCAGAGCGUCUGCAGGAUAGUCCGGGCGAGAGAUCCGUCCCGGUGAAGCCCCCAUACUCAUACAUCGCUCUCAUCACCAUGGCCAUCCUCCAGAGCCCGAAAAAGAGACUCACCCUGAGUGAGAUCUGUGAUUUUAUCAGCCAGCGCUUUGCGUAUUAUCGAGAGAGGUUCCCCGCAUGGCAGAACUCCAUCCGUCACAACUUGUCUCUGAAUGACUGCUUUAUCAAAAUGCCCCGGGAGACUGGGAACCCUGGCAAGGGGAAUUACUGGACCCUGGACCCCAUGUCGGCAGAUAUGUUUGAAAAUGGGAGUUUUCUUCGGCGAAGGAAACGCUUCAAGAGGCCACAUUUUAAUUUAGGGACAAUGAAGGACUCCAGGGUUAAGGAGAGUAGCCCCGUCUUUCCUCUCCUCGGGACGCACAGGAUGAGUCUCCAGGGGCAGGAUUUGUACCAAGAUCUGGGCUUAGGAAGUGGAUUUAGUCCCCUCACGAGAUCUAGCAUCCCACCUGUUAGCAGCGUCAUACCUGCACUCUCCUCGCUCCUCUCCAAGAAUUUUCCCUCAUGUAUAACUUUUGAACAUUUCGACCCGGGACGCUGCACUGCUAUCCCAUCUCUGGCUCCAAACUGGCUUCAACCCCCCCUGCACGGAAUGAUACCCACCUACCCUGUUUCUCAGCUUUCUAAUUUCCCCACUCGGAUCAUCAAAGUAUCGUCUAAUUCAUUUUAA